Messenger RNA from Aspergillus chevalieri, 741 nucleotides. RefSeq names its product DUF5315 domain-containing protein. The transcript has a single exon. Bases 1 to 741 code for a protein of 246 amino acids. The record is from RefSeq and is a predicted model, not a curated record. NCBI's taxonomy places the organism in Eukaryota, Fungi, Ascomycota, Eurotiomycetes, Eurotiales, Aspergillaceae.
AUGGCCAGCACAUCCAAAGACAGCCCUCACCAUUUAAGGAAGAUCAGCUCUCAGCGCCUCCCACCGCCAUCGCUAUUCCAAGGACCCCCUUCUCAUAAUGCAUCCAAUCUAUCACUUCCUCAGCCUCCAUCCAAUGUAGGAUCUCGAGGUGCCAGCCAGCCUCCGCCGUCGCAGCGCAGUCGCACUCCUCGUGCUCAUGAUUCUUUUAGCACCCAAAGUCAUUCGCUAUCGCCGUUUCGCUCGCGCGCGCAGUCUAAGGGCGAAGUGGAUAGCUCUGAUGCGAUCUGGCAGGAAAUGCAAAGUGCCCUCUCCGAGGUUGAAUUAAGCGCCGUGACUCGAGAGCAUGUUUUUGGGGAAAAGCACUCAGAGGCAUUGGAAGAUCUGCGACGCAAACAGCUGACGCUUGCGCAGGCAUGGGCUCGGAGCGAGGCGGACGAAGUGGUCGACACGCCGGAGCGCCGUCCAUCGUUGCAAGAGAACCCGAAUGUCACAGCAGAGGAUAUUAAUCAUCGGAAUCUGGAUGAGGAAACUGAACGCGACAUCCUCCUGGCGCGCGAGAGGCGUGAGGCGAACGACCGGUACUUUGAUCGGGUGAAUAAUGGUGUGUUGGAUGUGGUGGCCAAACUCGAAGAAGUUGCUCAGGCUAUGCGUGCUGUGGAGAGGGAGAGCAAGGAUAUUUGGAGCGACACUGACAGCAUGACUACUACUACCACGGCACCAUCUACCACCAAUGCGGGGUGA